AUGGAGUUCCACAAGGUUCUGUCCUCGGCCCCAUUCUCUAUUUGCUUUAUACUGCCCCUGUGGCUGAUAUCAUUAGGAGGUAUGAUCUUGAUUAUCAUAUAUAUGUUGAUGAUACUAAGCUAUAUGUGUCCUCUGAGGCGGAUAGUGACGUCGACUUGGUGAAGGCUCGUAUUGAAAACUGUAUAGUUGAAAUACGCCGGUGGAUGCUCUUUAAUGGAUUAAAGAUCAAUGAUGAUAAAACAAUAUCAGUUCUUAUGCACUCGAAGUUUCGGCCUUGUCCUUCGCUCCGCGAUUCAAUCAAAGUUGGAAAUCACUUGAUUCCUUUUUCGGGUUCGGCUACCAAUCUUGGUGUGAUUAUGGAUGACACACUCUCCUAUGAUGAUCAUGUUAAGAAAGUUUGCAAGUCCUCGUUCUUUCAUUUGAGGAAUAUUUCUAGAAUUCGCAAAUAUUUGACAAAAAAAUCAGUGGAGGUCAUAAUCCAUGCCUUGAUAACAACGAAGUUUGACUACUGUAAUUCACUCAUGUACGGCUUGCCUAAACGUCUUCUUUCGAAGCUGCAAUCAGUCCAAAAUUCGGCUGCUCGGAUUGUUACCUUGUCUCGGAAAUAUGAUCAUAUCACACCACUCUUAAUUCAACUACAUUGGCUUCCUGUUCACUACCGAAUCGUUUUUAAAAUUCUUCUAUUGGUUUAUAAGUCAAUGAACGGAGCUUGUCCACUCUACUUGUCUAGUUGCUUGCAACAUCGAACAUCCACCCGAUACCUCCGCUCAGUAGCAAAUGAGCUUUUACUGGUGCCUUCUUCCAAAAGUAAAACUUAUUGUGACAGAUCCUUCGCUGUAUGUGCUCCAAAACUAUGGAACAAACUUCCACACAGUUUGCGAAAGGCAUCCUGUAUAUCGACUUUUAAAAAGGAUCUCAAAACUUAUCUUUUUAAACUUUUUAUUAAUAAUAGUUCCCUAUAUCUUUCUUUUGAUUGAUAUAGCUGGGUCUGUAAGUUUAUUUAAGUAUACAGCAUGUACAUAAAUGUAAAUAAUUUUAUCGACUUCUUAUUUGUGAAGCGCCUUGAACUUUUGGAUAUGUGCGCUAUAGAAAUCGAGGAUAUUAUUAUUUAUAUUACCUCACACUGAGCACAAGGUUCCUCAACCUGAGGACAAGGUUCCUCACGCUGAGGACAAGGUUCCUCACGCUGAGGACAAGGUUCCUCACACUGAGGACAAGGUUCCUCAAGCUGAGGACAAGGUACCUCACACUGAGGACAAGGUUCUUCACAAUGAGGACAAGGUUCCUCACGCUGAGGACAAGGUUCCUCACGCUGAGGACAAGGAUCCUCACGAUGACGACAAGGUUCCUCACGCUGAGGACAAGGUUCGUUACGAUGAGGACAACCUUCCUCACCCUGAGGACAAGGUUCCUCACGCUGAGGACAAGGUUCCUCACGCUGAGGACAAUGUAUGUAUGUAUGUAACCUUUAUUUAAAGACGUUAGCCUCGUCAACGAUUUGUUGAUUUUCACGAGGGACGUCUGUUACUAUUAAAAAUUACAAAUAUGAUAUAGAAAAGAAUAAAAAAUUAUAUACAACUAUUUACAACACAAGAAUUAAGUUCCAAACCGUGUGACCCAUAUUUCUAAGGCAUGCAUAUACAGUUUAUUAGAAGAUGUUAGCGUGAAUCUUUCAGGCAGUUUUUAAAAGAAUAAAUUGAUUGCGCUAGCUUCGCAUCAGAAGGAAGACUAUUCCACAAUUUAGCUCCCCUAUACUUAAAGCUUUUUUUUAGAAAUUCUCGUUUUGGCUUAGCAAGGGUAAGGUCAGUAUAAGUAUUGCGUAGAUUAUAACUGGUUUGGACAAGGUCCCUUCUCAUUAGAGCAUCCUUCAAGUUCGGCCCAGCGCAAUCAUUUAGGACUUUAUACAUUAAUGUGGAUUUAGUUGUACGUUGUCUUAUCUCUAAAUUUUCCCAAGCAAGGGAUCGAAGAACAUCAGCAGACGUUAUUUCAUAGCUGGCGCCGGUUAUAAUUCUCGCUGCACGGUUUUGGAACUUUUGAAGCUUAUCUUUCAGCUGUUGGUUACAGACGUCCCAUAAUGGACUACAAUAAUCAAAAUACGGUUCUAUCAAAGCUCUGUAAAUGGUAUGCAGUGUAUUUAUACAAACAUAUGGCUUAAUUCGUUGCAUUGCUCCUAUGCCGGCCCCAACUUUCUUACAAAUCAUUUCAACAUGCUCAUGCCAAUUAAGGUUUUCAUCAAGUUUAACCCCAAGGCAUGUGUAUGAAUGAGCAAGAGUUAUGAAUUGGUUAUUCAUCAUUACUGGAAUAUCAUAAGUCAUAGUAUCAGUAUUAUACUUUGAACCGAUAAACAUUAAUUUGGUCUUAGUUGGGUGGUGUUGCAGUUUAUUUCGAGCAAGCCACUCACCGACUUAUUUCGGGUCAUUAUUUAGAUUUUCAGUAGUUCCUCAAUAGUUUUGGCAGAAGUAGAAAUUUGAGUAUCAUCAGCGUAUAGGUGUGGCGCAGUUUUUUCGAGGCAUUCGGGUCAAUCAUUAAUAUAUAAUAAAAACAGCAAGGGACCAAGAAUUGAUCCCUGCGGAACACCGCACACAAUCGCUUUAGGUGAUCACAUUGCACCGUUGACAAUGCAUGCUUGCUCUCUAUUAGUUAGAUAGGACUUAAACCAAUCCAGUUCCACAUUUUUUAUUCCAAAGUGAGCAUUCAACUUUUGCAAUAAGAUUGUAUGGUCAAUAGAAUCAAAAGCUUUUCUAAUAUCAAUGAAAACAACACCACUCAACUGACCAUUAUCCAUGUUCUCAUGAAGUGUGUCACACAUUUGAAUGAGUGUUGUUAAAGUUGAAUGCUUAGGCCGAAAGCCAGAUUGAUGUUUAGAUAGCAGCGAAUUAUCAUUCAAAAACUUAUAAAUCUGGUUGAAAACCGAUCUCUCUAGUAUUUUACUGACAAUAGGCAAUAUAGAUAUCGGUCGGUAAUUUUCACAUCUUUGUCUAUCAUCAGAUUUAAAAAUUGGCAUUACCCAUGCCUUUUUCCAUUCAUCAACAUAUAUCCCAGUUUUGAUUGAAAGAUUAUAAAUCCAUGUUAAUGAAGGACCAAUAACUUCCGCGGACAAUUUAAGAGCUAUAGCAGGGAUGUUAUCAAUACCGGUAGACUUUGAAAUUUUAAGAUUACGUAAUUGACAAAUAAUAUCAUCCAUACUAAUUUCAGAAAACUUAAAAUUUAUAUUAGAGUAAUAGUUAGAGUGGUAAUUUUCAUCAUCUGGAAAGUUCGUACAUAGAGAAUCGUUCUCAAUUUCAUUAGCCAAAUUUACCCCGAUGUUAACAAAGAAGUCAUUAAACGCCUCAGCUUUCAGAGUAUCAUCUGAAAUCACAACAUCAUCACAUUUCAGUUGAGAGAUAUUAUUUGAUUUUUUAUUUUUACCUAAGAGAAUAUUAAUUAACUUCCAACUAUGUUUCAUAUCUUUCGAUUGUGCGCAGUUCUCAAAUUUGUUACAGAAAAAUGCUGUUUUAGCUUUAGUUAGUUCUGAAUUGACUUUGUUACGUAUUUCUUUGAAUUUCUCCCAGUGAAUCUGGGAAUUAUUUUUAACAGCCUUUUUCUUGUAAGAGACCCUAACCCUCAUCAGAUUUUUGAUAUCAGGGGAAAUCCAAGGAAUAGAAUUUCCUCUAAGUCUCAUCAGUCUUAGGGGCGCAUGCCAAUCAAGGACGUGUAGGAAAAGGGAUCUCCAUACCAGCCAACAAAUAUUUGUGUUAUCAUAAAGCGCCACAUUUUCCCAGGGCAUCUGGGAAAGAUCAUUAAGAAAAUUAUUGGCAUUGAAUCUUUUGAAAUUGCGAACAUAUCUUGUCUUUUGCCGAGAUUUAGUGUACCUCACACUGAUGACAAGGUCGCUCAAGCUGAGCACAAGGUUCCUCACCCUGAGGACAAGAUUUCUCACGCUGAGGACAAGGUUCCUCACACUGAGGACAAGGUCCUUACGCUGACGACAAGGUUCCUCACUCUGAGGAACGGUUCCUCACGCUAAGGACAAGGUACCUCGACCUGAGGACAAGGUUCCUCAUGCUGAGGAACAGGAUCCUCACGCUGAGGACAAGGUAUCUCAACCUGAGGACAAGGUUCCUCACGCUGAGGUCAAGGUACCUCACGCUGAGGACAAGGUAUCUCACACUGAGGACAAGGUUCCUCACGCUGAGGACAAGGUUCCUCACGCUGACGACAAGGUUCCUCACACUGAGGACAAAGUACUUCACACUGGGGACAAGGUUCCUCAAGCUGAGGACAAGAUACCUCACAUUGAGGACAAGGUACCUCACACUGAGGACAAGGAUCAUCUCGCCGAGGGCAAGGUUCCUCACGCUGAGGACAAGGAUCCUCACGCUGAGGACAACGUAUAUCACGCUGAGGAAAAGGUUCCUCAAGCUGAAGACAAGGUAACUCACACUGAGGACAAGGUACCUCACGCUGAGGACAAGUUCCUUACGCUGAGGACAAGGUUGCUCACUCUGAGGAACGGUUCCUCACGCUAAGGACAAGGUACCUCGACCUGAGGACAAGGUUCCUCACACUGAAGACAAGGUUCCUCACGCUGAGGACAAGGUUCCUCAAGCUGAGGAGAAGGUUCCUCACGCUGAGGACAAGGUACCUCACACUGAGGACAAGGCACCUCACACUGAAGACAAGGUUCCUCACGCUGAGGACAAGGAUCCUCAAGCUGAGGACAAGGUACCUCACACUGAAGACAAGGUACCUCACACUGAGGACAAGGUUCUUCACGCUGAGGACAAGGUUCCUCCCGCUGCGGACAAGGUUCCUCAAGCUGAGGACAAG
Paramuricea clavata is the source of this 4809-nucleotide messenger RNA. The record is from the annotation of a GenBank genome assembly. Lineage: Eukaryota; Metazoa; Cnidaria; Anthozoa; Malacalcyonacea; Plexauridae.